GAAAAGAGUCGAUACAGAACCCAUUGUGGUGUUGGAGAGGAGUGAGCCGCUUCAUGAGAGAAGAAGAAAAGAGGCAAUUCUGUGACCACAAAGGGACCUCUGAUAAGCGGGCAGAUAUGGACGUUAAUGCACAGCACAGACGCGGUUGUCCUUUGUGAAGAGGACCGCGUCGUCCGGUCGGAAAGAUCCGGUAUAUGAAGAGUUAAGACUCGACAUCCCAACUGUUUAUUUCAGCAGCUAGCAGGCUAACUGGCUAAAUACCUAGGAGCUAGAAAUUGGAAGCCCUUGUGAGUUUGCUUUAUAGAGAUCUCCGUCGAUCUUUGCGAAGGCUGUUAUUGUCGGUUACCGUCUGUAGUUAUUCUCGGCGGUGACUUCAAGUAUCCGCCGACCACCUCGUAAGUAGCCGCAACUUUAAAGAAUGAUUUCAACUGAGCGCUAAGCAUUACACUACCACACAACCGGAGAGGAAAGGCAUACAGGCCUGCUGGCUCGAAGUUGCACAGAAACGCCAAGAAGGGAGAACAUGACUCACUGGCCUCUGCCAGAGACUGGCACGGGGCAGCUGUGCCAACCUCGCCCCUGCCUGCUGCUCUAGAAGCUACCCAGUACAUCAUGACGGAGAGGCAUUGAGGUCAGCUCCCUGACGAUCAUCUCAAUACCUCUCCUCCUCCUCCUCCUCCUCCCUAUCCCUCAAGAACCCCCUCCCCGCCCCGGCCUUGUCCCCAUCAUGCUGCGCUUCCUGCCUCUCAAACUUGGCCGCCUGUACCGCUGUCUGAAGCUCUUACUGGUUGUUGGGUUGUUUGUCAUCUUGUUGAUGAACACCCACAGCCUGUUUGCCUCCUUCCAGAAGAAUGAGCUCACCGACAGACGCUUCAUCAACCUCAACAAGUGUCCCGCCUGCUUUGGCACCAGCUGGUGCCGCAAGUUCAUGAACGGCCAGGUUUCCUUUGAAACCUGGGGACGCCUGCGAUUCCUAGACGUUUUCAAUGUCAAGAAUGUUUACUUUGCUCAGUACGGUGAGCCCAGGGAGGGCACCCGUCGCGUAGUGCUGAAACGGCUCGGCUCCAAUCAGGAGCUGGCCGAAAUAGACCAGAAAAUCUGCAAGAGGGCCACAGGCCGGCCGCGCUGUGACCUCAUCCAGGCGAUGUACAAGACUGAAUUUGCCCGGAUCAACGGUGAUGUACGCCUGCUUACUCCAGAGGUGGUGGAGGGCUGGUCAGACCUGGUGCACUGCCCCUCUCAGAGGCUGCUGGACCGCGUGGUCCGCAGGUAUGCAGAGACCAAAGACUCAGGCAGCUUUCUGCUUAAGAACCUCAAAGACACGGAGAGAAUGCAGCUGCUGAUGACCCUGGCAUUCAACCCGGAACCGCUCGUACUACAGAGCUUUCCAUCAGACGAAGGGUGGCCGUUCCCCAAGUACCUGGGAGCGUGUGGGCGCAUGGUAGCUGUCAACUACGUGGGCGAGGAGCUGUGGAGCUUCUACAACGCACCCUGGGAGAAGAGGGUCGACCUGGCACGCCAGCUCAUGGACAUUGCCGAGCAGCUCACCAACAACGACUUUGAGUUUGCCCUCUACCUGCUCGAUGUCAGCUUUGACAACUUUGCCGUCGGCCCGCGGGACGGAAAGGUCAUCGUUGUUGACGCCGAGAAUGUUCUCGUGGCAGACAAAAGGCUGAUCAAGCAGAACAAGCCAGAAAACUACGACGUGUGGUACGAGAGCCGGUUUGAGGACUGCGACAGGGAGGCCUGCUUGUCUUUCUCCAAGGACUCCCUUUGUUCCAGGGUCACAGUGGACCACAACUACUAUGCCGUGUGCCAGAACCUGCUGUCGCGGUACGCUACAUGGCGGGGCACCACCGGGGGCCUCCUCCAUGACCCCCCUGCCCACAUAGCCAAAGAUGGACAACUUGAGACCCUGUUGGAUGAGUGCACCAGACCCAAAAAGCGCUACGGCCGCUUCCAGGCGGCCAAGGAACUGCGUGAAUACCUCACACAGCUAGCUGCCGCUUCCUCCUCUGCUUCGGCCAGGUAAUGAAUGGAGCCGGCGUUAGCCUGACACACACUGAGAGACUGGAUCCCGUACUCUUAUCUCUGGACUCUUGAGAUCCUGGUUCUUGUACAUGAUGUCAUUCGCUCCCCUUUGUGCACUGGAGCAGGAAGGUGUUAAGAGGUCUUGCAUCAGGAAGUGUAAAAAUCAAAACUUCAAAGCAGAUUUGUUAAAGCUCUAGCUUUUACCUGACAUCGCUUUUGUGUGAAAGAGCAGUGGGGCUCUAAGAGAUUCUGGUUAGGACCAGGAUAGAGAGGGGAUAGAGGCAACCUCUCCUCUCCCCGGGGGGCUGCCAUCCU
Etheostoma cragini (Arkansas darter) is the source of this 2346-nucleotide messenger RNA. RefSeq names its product divergent protein kinase domain 2Ab (gene dipk2ab). NCBI's taxonomy places the organism in Eukaryota, Metazoa, Chordata, Actinopteri, Perciformes, Percidae. The record is from RefSeq and is a predicted model, not a curated record. Bases 728 to 2032 code for a protein of 434 amino acids. The transcript is spliced from 4 exons.